CCCCCAAUAUCCCUCCAGCCAUCUCGCCCUACUGAUCAGAGCAGGGCCUUGCUAGCAUCCCUAGCACGAAUAACCUCGCCGGAAUCUCAGCGCUCAACCUCCAGCAGCAGCCUCAUUGCAGAAAACCCUACACAGUAAAUGGAGAUUGCUGCAUGACAUGCACAGGACGUACAUCAGCAAAUUUUCUAUUAUUUUUUUCAUUUAUUUUAUAUAUUCUAAUAUGUUCCCAGAAUCCAUGUCACCGCUCCUUAUAUGGCAAUGAUUUUUUCCUCUUUGCGUUUCCAUGACAACAAGAGCACUGCACCAUUCAUUAGCUCAGGACCGAACUGCAUCCCUACGCCGCCUUUUGCAUCUCUCUCCGUGCCGUUCUGCACCAUCCCACUCCCCUCCUGUGUGCUGCCGUUGGAGGAGGGGGGGGAAAUAAAAAAAAAAAACCGAGGACUGGGGACAGAAAUACAAAUUUCAAAGCCCUCUGCAUCCUCACCGGGGGAGAGAAGAGCUAGCUGUGAAGUCACAGGGAAGCAGAGAGAGAGGAGCUAGAGAGGGAGGGACGUGUUUGUAAGCCAAGCAUCACUGUCUGCUCUGAUAAAGCCCACAGUGUUGACUCCUGGGAGGUCGCUAUUGCUAGCCGGACCUGUGAGAGCAGAAAAAAAAGAAGGACUUGCUUAUUGGAGACUGUGAGACUGUGGAAGAAGAGAUUAUCCAUGAGCUUGGAUUGCCAGAGACUUCUACCUUCUACUAAUCCCCACUGAGGAAAGCAAAGUUUGUGGAGAGCCCCAGAAUUCCAGAGUCUGAACUUGGAUCCCCAACCCUGAGCUCAUCUCAGAAACUGGACGCUGAUGCCUACCUGCUGGGUGAAGAGGAGUCUGUAUUGGGCCCUCCUCCAUCUGUUGAUGAGGCUGCCAACACCCUCAUGACCCGACUGGGCUUCCUCCUGGGAGAUAAAGUCUCUGAGGUCCAAGCUGCCAGUGCGCAGUACAGCAUGGAGGGGCAGGAAGAGAAUCAGGGCUCUGCGGCGACUCAGAGGAUCAGCCCCUGUUCCACCUUGACCAGCAGUACCGCUUCUCCUCCUGCCAACAGCCCAUGCUCGACCCUUCCUCCACCCAAUACUACUGGGGCGACCAAGGACUGCAGCCCCACAUCCACCCUGGAGAGUAGGGACAGCGGCAUUAUUGCCACCCUGACCAGCUACUCCGAGAAUGUGGACCGUUCCAAGUAUGGCGCAGACGGCAACAAAGACCUCAGUUCUCGUGGGUGUAUUAAACAGCCUCAGAAGUCCAUGGAUUCCAGUUUGUACCGGGUGGAUGAAAAUCUAAUGGCCUCUACCUUCAGCUUAAACAAGAUCCCCGAGAGGGGACUGGACACGGGGCUCUCCCAGUCUGUGCAGUCCAUCCCGCUCUACCUCAUGCCCCGCCCCAAUUCGGUUGCAGCCACCAGUACCGCACACCUGGAGGACCUUGCCUACUUGGAUGAGCAGAGACACACCCCUCUACGUACCUCUUUGCGAAUGCCACGACAGACCCUUGCUGGACCACGUACUCCACAAGAUCUACGAGGUAUGAUGGUUCGCUUUGCUCCCUACCGGCCUCCUGACAUCUCCUUGAAGCCACUGCUGUUUGAGGUGCCGAGCAUCACCACGGAUACCACGUUUGUGGGCCGGGAUUGGCUCUUCCAUGAGAUUGAUGCACAGCUGCAGAGUGAAGAUGAGAGUGUAAAUCGGGGUGUAGUAAUCUGUGGCAACAUUGGCUUCGGGAAAACAGCCAUUAUUUCUCGACUUGUGUCCCUGAGCUGCCAUGGAACACGCAUGAGGCAAAUCGCAUCCGACAGCCCCCAUGCUUCACCAAAACACUCGGAAGCCAACCGUGAAAUUGCACAGCCAGGGCAGACACAUACUGGCAUUCCUAGUGGUAGCUGUCCGGGAACACCUGAAAUGCGUAGACGGCAAGAGGAAUCAAUGAGAAGGAUAGCCGCACAGGUGGUGGCAUAUCAUUACUGCCAGGCUGAUAAUGCAUAUACCUGUCUAGUGCCUGAGUUUGUUCACAAUGUGGCUGCCCUGCUCUGCCGUGCCCCCCAGCUUGUAGCUUACCGGGAACAGCUCCUGCGAGAACCACACUUACAAAGCCUACUAAGCUUGCGCUCCUGCGUUCAGGAUCCGGCUGCCUCAUUCCGUAGGGGUGUUCUGGAGCCCCUGGAAAACCUGUAUAAAGAGAGAAAGAUCCCUGACGAGGAUUAUAUCAUUCUGAUAGAUGGACUGAACGAGGCAGAGUUCCACAAGCCAGAUUAUGGAGACACAAUUGUGUCUUUUCUAAGCAAGAUGAUAGGAAAGUUCCCCCAUUGGCUGAAACUCAUUGUGACUGUGAGGACAACCCUGCAGGAUAUUACCAAGUUGCUUCCCUUCCACUGUAUAUUCUUGGACCGAUUGGAAGAAAAUGAGGCCAUAGAUCAGGAUUUACAGGCCUACAUUCUGCAGCGUAUUCACAGCAGUUCAGAAAUCCAGAACAACAUCUCCCUCAAUGGAAAGAUGGACAACACAACAUUUGGAAAGCUCAGUUCCCACCUAAAGACAUUGAGCCAGGGCUCUUAUUUGUACCUGAAGCUUACAUUUGACCUUAUAGAGAAGGGCUACCUAGUACUCAAGAGCUCCAGCUACAAGGUGGUUCCUGUGUCUCUGUCCGAGGUCUAUCUCUUACAGUGUAACAUGAGGUUCCCAACCCAGUCCUCUUUUGAAAGGGCUCUCCCUCUUCUUAAUGUUGCUGUAGCUUCCCUCCAUCCCUUGACUGAUGAGCACAUCUUCCAGGCCAUUAACGCAGGCAGUGUGGAUGGAGGUCUGGAGUGGGAGGAUUUUCAACAACGAAUGGAGAACCUUUCUAUGUUCCUCAUCAAAAGAAGGGAUCUGACUCGAAUGUUUGUCCAUCCUUCAUUCAGGGAAUGGCUAAUUUGGAGAGAAGAUGGAGAGAAAACCAAGUUUCUGUGUGACCCAAGGAGUGGACAUAUCCUGCUGGCUUUCUGGUUCUCUCGUCAGGAAGGGAAGCUGAACAGGCAGCAGACCAUAGAGCUUGGGCACCACAUACUGAAAGCACAUAUCUUCAAGGGUCUCAGCAAGAAAGUCGGCGUUUCCUCAUCCAUCUUGCAAGCUCUUUGGAUAUCAUACAGCACAGAUGGCCUCUCCAUGGCCCUGGCAUCUCUCAGAAAUCUCUACACUCCUAACAUCAAGGUGAGCCGUCUCCUGAUCACGGGCGGAGCUAAUGUUAAUUACCGCACAGAGGUGCUGAACAAUGCCCCCAUCCUGUGUGUUCAGGCCCAUCUGGGAUACACAGAAAUGGUGGCUCUGCUGCUGGAGUUCUCUGUUAAUGUGGAUGCCAGUUCUGAGAGCGGAAUGACCCCUCUAGCGUAUGCUGCUGCUUCAGGUCACCUGACUAUUGCCAUGCUUUUGUGUAAGAGGAAGGCUAAGGUGGAUCUCUUGGAUAAGAACGGGCAAUGUGCCCUUGUCCACGCUGCUCUCCGGGGCCACCUGGAGGUAGUGAAAUACCUCAUCCAGUGUGACUGGACUGUGGCUGGACAGCAGUCGGGAAUCCUAAAGAAGAGCCAGGCCAUCCAGCAAGCAUUGAUUGCAGCCGCCAGCAUGGGAUACUCGGAGAUUGUCUCUUACCUCCUGGACUUACCAGAAAAGGAUGAAGAAGAGGAAGAGAGAGCUCAGAUCAACAGCUUUGAUAGUCUGUGGGGGGAGACGGCUCUUACAGCUGCUGCAGGCCGUGGAAAGCUGGAGGUUUGCCGCCUAUUGUUAGAACAAGGGGCUGCCGUAUCCCAACCUAACCGGAGAGGUGUUGUUCCAAUAUUUAGUGCCGUUCGACAGGGACAUUGGCAGAUUGUUGAUUUGCUGCUUACACAUGGUGCAGAUGUUAGCAUGGCAGACAAGCAGGGACGUACUCCAUUAAUGACCGCUGCUUCAGAAGGACAUGUAGCCACUGUGGAUUUUCUGCUGGCACAAGGAGCUUCCAUAGGCCUCAUGGAUAAGGAGGGUUUGACAGCUUUAAGCUGGGCCUGUCUGAAGGGACACCUUCCUGUGGUGAGAUCACUGGUGGAAAACGGAGCAGCCACUGACCAUGCUGAUAAGAACGGACGUACGCCCCUGGAUCUCGCAGCCUUCUAUGGGGAUGCUGAUGUGGUCCAGUUUCUGGUGGACCAUGGUGCAAUGAUCGAACACGUGGAUUAUAGUGGAAUGCGCCCCCUGGACAGAGCUGUAGGUUGCAGGAACACUUCAGUUGUUGUGGCUCUUCUAAAGAAAGGAGCCAAGAUAGGCUGUCAGACCUUACCAAGCCGACCCAAAGGUCCAGCCACCUGGGCCAUGGCAACGUCCAAGCCAGACAUCAUGAUCAUUCUGCUGAGUAAACUGAUGGAAGAGGGAGACAUGUUCUACAAGAAAGGGAAAGUAAAAGAAGCUGCACAGAGAUACCAAUACGCCAUGAAGAAAUUUCCUCGUGAGGGAUUUGGAGAGGAUCUGAAGACUUUUCGAGAACUCAAGGUGUCACUUCUCCUCAAUUUGUCCCGCUGCCGACGGAAGAUGAAUGACUUUGGAAUGGCAGAGGAGUUUGCCACUAAGGCUUUGGAGUUGAAACCAAAAUCGUAUGAGGCAUUUUAUGCCCGAGCUAGAGCCAAGCGGAGCAGUAGACAAUUUACAGCAGCUUUGGAAGAUCUCAAUGAGGCUAUUCAGCUUUGCCCCACCAACCGUGAGAUCCAGCGGCUCCUAGUGAGGGUGGAGGAAGAAUGCAGGCAGAUGCAGCAAGAGGAGGAGGUUCAGGAGAUGCAAGAUGAACCAGAACCUGAAAUUCCAAAUGAGGAUGUUGACUCCACACAGGAAGACCUGUAUGAAGAAGAAUAUCUGGAACAAGACAUGGAUGCUGUUGGAUUACAGUCUGAAGGAAGGCAGUGUCAGGGCCUUCCAGGAUUGCAGAGCCCACCCCAGUCUCCUGCACAUCGGGACUCUGCCUAUAUGUCUGGAUCACACCAAGUAUUUGACUACAGAUCAAACAGCUCAGUGGGCUCACCUACACGACAAGGUUAUCAGUCUACUUCCCCGUCCCUGUCUCCAACACAUCAGAACUCACACUAUCGGCCCAGUCCUCCACAGACAUCACCUGCACACCAGAGCUCUUCCUAUCGCUUUAGUCCACCUACGGUGGGUGGUCAGGUAAUAGACUAUCCAAGCCCUCCUCCUUCACCAUUACGAAGAGCACCGCAAUACAGAGCUAGUCCGCCAAGUGAAAGUAUUAGCAUGUAUAGGCAACAGUCUGGUUCUCCAGUGAGAUAUCAGCAAGAACCAUGUGUAAGCCAGCAUCCAGGAAGACCCAAGUCUCCUUUGUCCAAGAUAUCACAGCGAUCUUUCCAAAUGUCACAGCUUCCCACAGCCGUUCCACAACCUGCACACAGAUUACAGCCAGCCAAGGCACAAAUUGUACGCAGCAACCAGCCCAGUUCUUCUGUGCACUCCAGUGCUGUGAUUCCUGGGGGAACAUAUGGACAGAUGGCACACGGUAUGGCAAGUAAAUACCAAACAUCUUCUGGAGAAAUAAGUCAAAGCCGUCUAGUAUACCAAGCUUCCCUUGGUGGUCUCAUAGCCGAUGGACGCCCUGUGCAGCAUGUGCAAGCCAGUUUAAGUGCAGGGGCCAUUUGUCAGCAUGGUGGCAUUGCUAAGGAAGACAUCCCCCAAAGGCCAACAUCAGCCUAUAGGGGUGGUAUGAGGUAUAACCAGACCCCACAGAUUGGGCGCAGCCAGUCUGCAUCAUAUUAUCCUGUAUGUCACGCCAAGCUUGAUCUUGAACGAUCUUCUCUACCUUCCAGCCAACUAGGUUCUCCAGAUGUUUCCCACCUAAUAAGACGGCCAGUGAGCAUUAACCCUAAUGAAAUAAAGCCUCACCCGCCCACUCCAAGGCCCCUGUUGCACUCGCAGAGCGUGGGACUUCGCUUUUCCCCAUCCAGCAACAGUAUUUCAUCCUCUUCCAGCCUGUCUGCUACAUUUAGACCGUCUGCUUCUAUACAACAAAUGGAGAUUCCUCUCAAACCAGCUUAUGAGAGACUUUGUGAUGAACUGUCUCCCGUGUCCCCACCCCAGGGAAGCUAUCCCGGUGAAUCCACACGCUCUAGGACCACCCCCUUCAUGGGGAUAAUUGACAAGACUGCACGGACUCAGCAGUAUCCCCAUCCCCACCCCCACCCCCAUCCCCAUCAUCAUCAGCAAAGCCGAACAUGGGCUGUUUCUUCUGUUGACACUGUCCUCAGUCCCACAUCUCCCGGCAUCUUGCCCCAGACAGAAUCUUUCAGCCCCCCCUCUUCUAUCAGCAACAUCGCCUUUUAUAACAAAACCAACAAUGCACAGAAUGGACAUCUCCUUGAAGACGACUACUAUGGCCCGCACGGUGUGCUGGCCAAUGGCUCUCGAGGGGAUAUAUUGGAGAGAGUCACUCAGGCCUCCUCCUACCCAGAUGUCAAAGUGGCCAGAACAUUGCCUGUUGCACAGGCUUACCAGGACAACCUGUACAGACAGCUGUCUCGGGACUCUCGGCAGGGCCAGACUUCGCCCAUCAAACCAAAGAGACCAUUUGUGGAGUCCAAUGUGUAGGACAACAGACUUGCCCCUAGCUUUUUCCCUUCUUUCUCGGUAUUAACCUUCUCCUCACUCUUUGCGUAUUCCUCAAACUGGAGGCUGAGUAACUUCUAAAGGUAUAAGUUCCGUCCCAGACCCUCAGCCAUUGACCCUCCACUUUAGUGUUCUUAGUUGACUGGGCAGAGCUGGCAGUUUAGUGUGAUAGGGUGUUCUUAAAAAAAAAAAACACUCUCGACUUGAUUGGGUCAUGGAACCCAAUGGGCACCUUCUUUUCAAUUGCCCAGUAUACAGUUGGUAUUUUUUUUUUCAAUUGACUGAAAUUAAAUUAUUUGCACUUAAAUCACUAAAAUGAAGUCAGCCCCUGGUCUCAGAAUAUUUCUGCCAUCCUGUGGAUUUUAUUGGAGGCAAGCCUAUGUUUCCUCCUGUAUAGCAUAGCUUCUGCUGGCAGUGUAUUUUACAGCCCUGAGUAACUAAACUGACCCUACAUGUGGGAGUACAGCAGCUGGAACAUAGAAAAAUCUAAGGCCACUUACAGCACAAUAGGCAUCAGGGAAUCUGAUAAAAUAAGGGCUCUAUUCAUUGUCAUUAUUACAUUAAUAGCCAUGUAACACUAUAUGUAACAUACACUGGGGAUGUUAGGCUUUUACUGAGGCUUUUUACAGGGUCUGGCUCUUGGGAUCACAAAACCUCAGUCCUUUUCUAACUAGAGGAAGCAAGAGAAAUGGAUGUAAAGUAAGUUGUUAUAGGUAGAUGUACAGUAUGCUUUUACAAGGACUGUAUCAUAAAUACACUACUCUCACCUGUCCUGCUAGAAACCUCUGAGGGCUAUUUUUUGACUACUGAUGCCCAUCCAAUAGUCAUUACUGAGAAGGUUUUUUAUUCAGGCAUUAUAUAGUAUUUAGAAUUUUUACUCUUGCGGGCCUAUUCAGUAAGACUGUCUAAUCUGCGGUGAAGAUGUUGGGCAACAGAUCAGAAUUCAGCUUUCACUAAUCUCCAUUUGUGGGUUGCUGAGAAUUGUUGCACUAUAUACAUUUUUAUUGCUUUUUUUAACUUGAGUUAAACUUAACCACUUGACUCCCCCGGGCAUUUUCUUCCUAAACUUCAAGUCCCAGAGUGUUUUGGUUAUAUCUCAGUUCCGCACAUUAUACCUUUUAGUGUUUGUAGUCUACCCUAAUUUAUGUCAUGUUUUUCAGGACAGAUUGGGAUUUAAUUUGGUAAUAGAUUUGCAUACAUUUUUUAAAUAUUUUUGGGGAAUAUAUGGUAAAAAAAAUCUUCCCAAGAACAAAAUUCAUUCAAUUUGUGCGCCCCAAAAUAUAAAUCAACAAAGUUUAUUCACUAGUGCAAAACAUUUUUACACUGUAGGAGAGCAUUAUUCCCCUUGCAAUGUUCCAUUGUGACACACGCAGGGAAAAGUUAAUGUAGCAUAAAUUGUCAACAUAACUUUUCGAUAAAUUCAGGUGGACGGGGGCACAAAUGAGCACAGCGAUAUUUUUUUACACGUUUUCAGUCGCUCAAAAUUCAGAUGACGUUAAACAAGCAUUUGCCACUUGUGCAGUAAAACGCAAAUGUCAUCCAUUUUAACCAAGGAAUUAUUCUGGGGGGGAACUUUUUUAAUACAUUUUUAGGAUAAUUUAUGUGUGUGUAUAUAUACACACACCUCUAUAUUGAUUUUUGUACACUUGAUUUAUUUAUUUGCAUGGGGGUCUGGAGAUGAAAUCUGGACCCCCUUUACAGCUCCGCAGCAAAUGGAUCAACUGGAGAUCUGCUGACUUGCAUUCAGCCAGUAAUAGAUCACUAUAUCAGUGAUCCACUGUUGUAGAGAGUGGCUGGAUAGAGCUGCAGCAGCUUUACCUGAGCCUCUGAGGCUCAGGAGCGCUGGGGAAGUUUGGCUGGAUGAGAUGCACACUACAACUUUGGGAUAGCUCCAUUGACUCCACUCCCAAGGAGCAAAAGCUAAGACUGAUGAAAGGGGAAUUCCCUUGGCAUUUCAGUCUUCCAGGAGUAUGGACUAUCAUCGGCCAUAUUUCCCCCUUGGGUGCGGAGUCAACGGAGCUAAGCUGCAGCAUUUGUCCCAUCCAGUCCAACCGACUUCUGCAGCACUCUUGAGCCUCAGAACGGACCUGUGGUCACAUCAUCUGCCAGUAUACCACAUUACAUGUGCUCCCCAUCAUGUUUGUGAGUGCAUCCAUAUAUUUUUUUAGUUGAUAAAUAGUUACACAUACUGCACUAUGAUCUCCUUGCGCUGGAUUUCUCGCUUUUUGUUUGUCUACACGAUCUCAGAGCUUCCCUCUCUGGUCGACCAGCAGCAUUGGAUCUUUGCACCUUACAAUAGAUGCCAGUUUCAUAGGUUUACUUUGUGACCAAUAAGUUAAUUAGCAGGGCUUCCCCUACAGUGCAUUUUUGUCAGUUUAUUUCAUGUGCAUUAGGAAGCACUAUUGCAGGUCUUAUUGAUUAUAUGAAUAGAGGUAUUUAACUGGAACUAGGGUUGAGCGCCUGUUUUUAUCUUGUCCUUUUUACAAUUCUCUGCACUUCUAUUGAGCUAAUUAUUUUACCUCCUGGGCUUAGCACUCGGACCUGGAUGUGGGUGACGGCACAGGAAGGCCCACAGGAGCCUCUGCGUUGGGUGCCAUUUUAAAGCUAUCUAUGGAUUGGCUAAUGCAGUCUGAAUGACUUAUCCACUGAUGGUGAAUUCGCCAUCUCUUAAUGAUUUGUUUAGCAUCAAGUUAAAUCUCCAUUUCUCUUGCUACUAGGAGGGUUUUGUGAACCACAAGCCAGCAUAAGAGCAGCAGUGUGCUUCUAGGACAGGUGAGAGGGAAUUUGACUUGCAGUGGGGCAAGAAACCAUUCAUUUCAUCAUUUGCAAGUGGAUGAGUUUAAAUCAGCCCAGACCUGAUGCAUAAAUAAAAACUGGAGGGAUGACCAAGACAUACGUGAUCACACCUAUUCAUAAAGCAGAAAUCUACCAGUAGCUACAAUAUGGUUUUCUGCUAUCAAACAGCAAUGUUCUCAGGUGUACAUAUCUUGUGACCUGUCCACAUCCAUCAGAUUGUCCUAAAUGUUCCAGACUGUUGGUAGUCCUAGAACAGACCAGAAGGGCUCGUGUUGUAAAGGGGCAGAUUCACUAAAUGGCCAGUUUGAAAUACAUUACAAUGACAGUCUCCACGUCAAUGCAACGAAUACACCCACCAUUCUUGUUGAAUGCUUCUAGUGUCAGUGAUAUGUGCAAUAAUGAAGGAAAAAAAAAAACCCUUACAGUUUCCAUUCUCAUGGAAACAGACUUAAGGAUAAGUUGUUGGAGCAUGUUGUUCUAAGUAAAUACAACUUAAUAUUUUAGUUAUCUGCUAUUUAAUUACAAUAUUUUAUAUAAAUGAAAAAAUACCAGGAUGCACCAAAACCUUGUUUGGGACCAGAUGAUUGCUGUAUAUUGUGAUAAAGAGAACAUUCCAGUAAUGGAAAAAGACACUUCCCUGUGACUUGAAGUGUUUAAUGAAGGCACUUUGCUUCCAUGCAAACACAUUUUCUCAGCAGGGUAACACUCUAAACCGCACUUCUGAAUACACAGUAAGAAUAUGGGGCUGCAGUACAAUUAAAGGAUCAGCAGUUAUCUUGUUUCGUAGCAAAACACCCGAUUGUUUACACAGACUAGGGCCCCCCUCUAUAUAUAUAUAUAUAUAUAUAUAUAUAUAUAUAUAUAUAUGAUAAGCACCUACGCCAUGCUAAAGACAGAAUGGGGGGACAGGGUUACACCCUGCCUACACCACUUAUUCUGCUUUACUUGGGCGCUUGUUGCUUUUGAAUGGACAUGGAGCUGGGAGUCUGUAUAAACACAAUGCAAAAUUUGGAGAAUAACCCAUUCUGAGUUUUAUUUCAAAUUAAAAGAAUACACAUUUAAUACCACGUUUAACAGAACCGGAAACAGCCCAUGAUUGUAAGCAAAGUGCAUUGCCUCAAAUUAUAGCCAGUAGAGGGCGCUGCAGUGAUGACAAAUAUCUGUCCCUAAAGUAACUGUUCCUGAAAUCUAAUGGUAACAGACUUUGGAAAAGCUCCCAAGCUGGUUUUGGUGCAUUCCAUUGUUGGAAGUGUUUAAGCUAAAUCUAUGGAGACUGUACAUGUUGUUAUUUUACUUCUAUUACAAAGUGAUAGCCAUUGUGUAUAUUUCAGAGACGGUGCUGUUUGUGGAUAGAGAACAGAUGCAAGUUUUAGGCCUACAAAAUGUCAUUAGUUCAAUUUAACAAAGUCCUCAGAGUAUCACAGUUCAGGGAUUUUUGUGGUCGUGGCAGGGUUCUUUUCUAUUUCCCUAGACAGCAUAUAAAAAAAAAAGCAGACUUUCACUGGCCUCCUGCUUGACACCCCCCCAUGCUGUGAUUAGGCACAACCCAUCUGAGCUGGGAGGAGAGUGAGUUGCCUUUGCUAUGUAAAAAUAGACUAUUAACUAUCACUGCUCAAGAACCCCAAAUGCAAUGUUGGAAAGGUUAUUUUUAUUUUUUUUUAUUUUUUUUGGGCGAUACUUCCCUUGCUUUUCCUGUCAGCCCCCCCCCCCCCCCCUCGCCUUCUCCUCCAUGCUGCGGCUGUAUUGCACACAUCAGAAAGACUGAAGGAACCUUGUGAAGGGUGAGCGGGGCCUUCGCCACCCCACGUCAGAAGGACUCUCUUCUCUGUACAGUGUAUUUAUUCAAUGCAUGGUCCGUUCUCUUUAAAAAGAAAAAUAUACAGAACACAACCAUUGUUUAAUAUAUAUAUGUAUAUAAAAUACAUAUAUUGUGCAGUGCUCAGGUCAUGGGGUUGUUUAAUUUUUAGUUUUUUAUUACUAAGUCACCCCUUUCCUCUCCCUGCCUCCUCCCGGAGACGAGGAAGAGUCUGCAGAUUUGAGCAUUGAACUUGUAAAUAAGAAAACAAAAAAAAAAUCAUGUUUUAUUUGUUUUGUUUCUGUUUUUAUUUCUGUUUAUGAUCCCUCCUUUGCUUCCAGGACCUCCUGCAGUGCAGCGCGAUGUGUUUGGUCUCUGAAGGCAGAGGAGGUGGGAGGUUGCACUCUAGGUGCCGGGUAUUCUAAUACCCUCUACGGCCUCCCCUCACCACUCCUGGGUUUUUUCUUUUUCUCAGUUACACUGUAUUUGCUUGCUCUGUUUUUUCUUGUCUGUACAUGUGAGAUGUGAGAUAGAUGUGAAAAGUCUUUCCUCCCUUCCCCUAAAGUCACCUUCUCUAUACAGACUUUAACUGUAAAUUCAACAAGAAAAACUGUAUGAGACAAAAGAGAAAAAAUGUACUUAUUUAUAAAUGGUUAAUAACACUUGGAAUCAAAACAGCCAUCUGUGUGUCUGAUGCCGUGUCUUGUGGAGAAUGGGGAUGAUGAUGAUGUUAAAGAUUCUUAAUGUAUGAACAUAGUAGCUGUAUGAUAUGCUUGGGAUCUUCGAUGGAGCUGUGACUGUGUUUCUAUACGGUGCCUGUGAGAUGUUUUUAGAACAGAUGUGAGCAGAGGACUUGUUCUUUGGGUCACGGUCAAUGGACAAAGCUAUGCAAAGUAUGGUGUUUAUAUAUUAAAGGGUCAUUAAACCUAAAACACAA
Molecule: messenger RNA, 12162 nt
Organism: Rana temporaria (common frog)
Lineage: Eukaryota; Metazoa; Chordata; Amphibia; Anura; Ranidae
Gene: TANC2
Product: tetratricopeptide repeat, ankyrin repeat and coiled-coil containing 2
Exons: 25
Coding region: 914-6616 (1900 amino acids)
Biological process (GO): regulation of dendritic spine morphogenesis
Cellular component (GO): dendritic spine
Molecular function (GO): protein binding
Source: RefSeq, a predicted model, not a curated record